Myotis myotis is the source of this 3570-nucleotide messenger RNA. It is a transcript of the gene ZNF169, whose product is annotated as zinc finger protein 169. NCBI's taxonomy places the organism in Eukaryota, Metazoa, Chordata, Mammalia, Chiroptera, Vespertilionidae. The record is from RefSeq and is a predicted model, not a curated record. The transcript is spliced from 6 exons. The coding region runs from base 199 to 1983 and encodes 594 amino acids. Gene Ontology annotation, biological process: regulation of DNA-templated transcription.
CGGGGCAUUCUGGGUAUUGUAGUCCCGCCCAGGGGCAGUGUGGGGAGCGACCCGCACGCCCCUUGGGCGUAGCUUGGCGCUGGUGACUGUCCCCCGGGCUGUGAUGGGCGAGGAAGAAGAUGGAAGUAAGAAACUGACUAUUAACUCUGCCUGUGCAACUUGACUCUUCUCUCGGAAGAGCACUCAGCGACCAGGAGUAUGGCUCCAGAGCGCCUGGCAACCAGGGAUAAGACAAUAAUCGCCUUUGGAGAUGUAGCUGUGGCCUUCACCGAGAGAGAGUGGAAGCUGUUAAGUCCUGCCCAGAGGACCCUGUAUCGGGAUGUAAUGCUGGAGACCUACAGCCAUUUGGUGUCGCUAGGAAUUGCCUUUUCCAAACCAAAAUUCAUCACACAACUGGAGCAAGGGGACGAGCUCUGGCGAGAGGAAAGCGAAUGCCUUCUGGAACUCUGUCCAGCAGAACCAAGGACAGAAUUCCAGCCCAGUCUCUCCUGCCCAGCGGCCUUUUCUAGUCCGCAGUUCCUCAGACAAUAUGUGCUGUGUGGCCACCCCCCUGAGAUUUCCCCAAACUCUUCUGUAGGAAGUCACUUCCCGCUGGAGGCUCCAAGAUGCUUGAGAGCAAAAGCAGAAGAUGGAAAGAGCGAAGGCACCAUGGUCAGGAGGCUGCUGCUAAGUGGGACUUCAAGCAUAUUCUUUGGCCCAUUUCAAGGUCAGCCAGUACACAAGGUGGAAGGAACAGACCAGAAGAUGAAUCCUGAGGGGGCUGACAUGUUGACAGGGGCAGACUGCUCAGAAUCUGGAGCAGUCACGUGUGAAAAAUAUACACGAGGACGCAGCACAAACUCAAGCCUGGCUCGCCUCCAGAAGCAUCAUGUAUGCCCUGAAUGUGGCAGAGGUUUCUGCCAGAGGUCAGACCUCCUCAAACACCAGAGGAUGCACACAGGGGAGAAGCCUUACAGUUGUGGGGAGUGUGGACGAAGCUUUGGCCGGAAGUCCUCCCUCACCAUACACCAGAGGAAACACUCAGGGGAGAAACCGUACACGUGCAGGGAAUGUGGGCGACACUUCAGGUAUACGUCCUCGCUCACUAACCACAAGAGGAUACACUCCGGAGAGAGACCCUUUGUCUGUCAGGAGUGUGGGCGAGGCUUUCGUCAGAAGAUUGCCCUCGUCCUACACCAGAGGACACACUUGGAGGAGAAGCCCUUCGUAUGUCCUGAGUGUGGGAGAGGCUUUUGCCAGAAGGCAUCGCUCCUCCAACACCAGAGCUCACAUUCUGGUGAGAGGCCCUUCUUGUGCCCAGAGUGUGGGCGUGGUUUCAGGCAGCAGUCCCUGCUCCUCAUUCACCAGGUCACACACUCAGGGGAGAAGCCUUAUGUCUGUGCUGACUGUGGGCACGGCUUUCGCCAGAAUGCCACCCUCAUCAGACACCAGAGGACACACACAGGGGAAAAGCCUUACCUGUGCUCCGAGUGCGGGCGCGGCUUUCGGCAGAAGGUUGCCCUCAUAGGACACCAGAGGACUCACACCGGAGAGAAGCCUUAUGUGUGCCCUGACUGUGGGCGGGGCUUUGGACAGAAGGUCACUCUCAUCAGACACCAGAGGACACACACAGGGGAAAAGCCUUACAUGUGCUCCAAGUGUGGCCGCACAUUUGGCUUCAGGUCACUUCUCACUAGACACCAGAGGACACACUUAGGGGAGGAUUCUGAUGGGUAUGGAGUGUGUGAGCAAAGACUUAGCCAGAAAUCUGACCUCAUCUCUGACCAAAGGACACACUCAGGAGAGAAGCCAUGUGUGUGUGGGCAGUGUGGGCGGGGCUUUGGCUUCAAGUCAGCCCUCAUCAGACACCAGCGGACCCACUCAGGAGAGAAGCCAUAUGUGUGCAGGGAGUGUGGGCGGGGCUUCAGCCAGAAGUCUCACCUCCACAGACAUAAGAGAACCAAGUCUGGCCAUCACUCCCUUCCACAAGAGCUGUUUUCCUGACCUUUCUUUCCCUUUUGCCCUCAGUGUGCAGGCGGUAGAAGUCACUAGGAAAUGUUUCCCUUUUCUCCAUUGCAGUGGAGAAAAAGUACUGCAUUCUUUCAGUGAUAAGAGAGUUGGUUUAUGUUUCCCUUCCUGCACUAGGAAGGUGUGCUAAUUUGCCAGGGUUGCCAUAAUAAUAAUAAUACUACAGACUUGGUGCCUUGAAGAACAGAAACUUAUUUUCUGUUCUUCAGUAUUUGAGAUUAGAAGUCCAAGAUCAACAUGUAAGCAGUUUGGUUCUACUGAAGCCUCUCUCUGCUUGCAAAUGUGACUGCAUUCUUUUGUGUUCUCGUGUGGCCUUUUUUCCAUGUGUGUGCUUUCCUGGGGUCUCUCUCUCUAAUAGGGAUCCAGCCAUAUUGGGUUAAGGACCUCUUAACAUUUACCUUUUAAAGACCAUGUCAUCAAAAAAGUCACAUAGUAGACUAUCACUUCAACAUAUGAAUUUGGCAGAAUAAUUCAGACCUCUAGUCUCGCCACCCCCCCCCCCAUUCACAUUUUUCCCACAUACAAAAUUCAUUCACCCAUUUUAAGAACUUGAAAAGUCUUAAUGCUUUCCAACAUCAAUGGUAUGUUCAGAAUCUCACCUAAAUUCACACGUGGGUGAGACUAGAGAUGGGUUUCAUCCUUGGGCAGAAUUCCUCUUUAGCUGUGAACAUGUAAACCAGACAAAUUAUCUGGUCCCAAAAUACACUGGUGGGACAAGCUUAGAAUUUACAUUCCCAUUCCAAAAGUGGAGAGAAGAAAGGAUUGAUGGUCCCAAGCAAGUCUAAAACCUAGUAAGUUAGGUUCUAUUAUGUUUAAGGCUCAAGGACUAUCUUUGGUUGGGUCCUCGGCUCUCUGGUCCCACUUGGGUGGCAUUGGCGGUGCCAGGCCUACUGAAACCAUAGAAGAGACAUACUGGCCCCCAGACUUUUACUCUCUGGGCCCACUGUGGGAGUAGCAGACCUGCUCAUCUCUGUUUCACCUUCGGGGUCAUUCUCCUUCUUGAUGGGUAACACAUGUUUGCAGUUGGGUAGAUCUGUUCUCCUACCUAUAGAAUGCCUUCAGUUUGUCCCAUGUGUAUCACGGUUAAUCCAAUCUGCCAGAGUUUCUGCUGAGAUAGUUGACUGGUUCCAAACUUAUAUCUUUAUGAAACAGUUGUCCAGCCACACUGGUGCUCUUUCCAGGACGUCUUAUUUUCUGUAAUAUGGAUAGGCUGAGAGUUUCCCAAAUCUUCAAGUUCUGGUUCCUUGUUGUUUAACAGUUCCUUCAGUUUAUCCAUCUACUCUUAUAAUAAGCAGCAAGAAGAAACCAGACUGUACUUUCAACACCUUGUUCGGUAAUCUCUGCUAAACUUAUACCCUCUGGAUGCCCAAAAUUUAUGAGGCCAGAUACAAACUCCUACCAUCAAAACAUGUUCUGACCUUUCUUCCAUUACCAGGAGUUGUGAAGAUGGCAGAAACCAUUAGGAAACAUUCUGCUCUGCGGAAAUGGAAUGGAGGAAAAACAAUGUUGCCUUUUUCCAGUGUUCAUGAGAAAGUUUGCUUAUGGUUUACUUUUCUAAGCAGC